Messenger RNA from Closterium sp. Naga37s-1, 567 nucleotides. The record is from the annotation of a GenBank genome assembly. NCBI's taxonomy places the organism in Eukaryota, Viridiplantae, Streptophyta, Zygnematophyceae, Desmidiales, Closteriaceae.
AUGGCGCCGCCCCGCGCCUUCGCUCCUGCGCGCGCCGUUAGCCUCUUGCUUCCGCGUGCCACGGCGCAGAUCGCGGGAGGAAUCACCGGCGAUCUACCGGUUUCGUUCGUGCCUGGCAAUGCCGUCGCGUCAUUGCGCACAACGGCUCUGCAACCCCAAAACCCACCAACUCUCGCCCUGAUUCCUGCGCUUCCCCGCGUGUUCCGCCAUUUUUCUUCGGAAAAACAUAUGUCCCCCGUUCCGCGCAAGCGCCUUCCGCUGGUCGCAGCGGCUCAGGCGCAGCACACUGAUGUCAGCUCCGAUCUGGCGGAACCAUCCCCGCCAGGCGCAAGCGGCGCAGAGAGCGCGGAGGCCGCCGGGGGGAGAAGUAACUCGUUGGCGGAAUUUCCCCCGCUGACGUGGCCCAUGCGGAGCCACCUGUGCGGGGAGCUGCGCGCGGCAGACGAGGGCGCGCGCGUGCAGCUGUGCGGGUGGGUGGGCGCGCAGAGGGGGCUGGGCGGAGUGAUCUUCAUCAGCCUGCGGGACCACUCGGGCAUCGUGCAGGUGCGCGUGAGGGGGGCUGGGAAA